Messenger RNA from Chenopodium quinoa (quinoa), 534 nucleotides. RefSeq lists its product as uncharacterized. The transcript has 2 exons. The record is from RefSeq and is a predicted model, not a curated record. Bases 1 to 534 code for a protein of 177 amino acids. Lineage: Eukaryota; Viridiplantae; Streptophyta; Magnoliopsida; Caryophyllales; Amaranthaceae.
AUGAUCGAGGAUACAGUUAAGAAGGUGAGGGAGAUUCAAGCGGCGCAAGAUCGCCAAAAGAGCUACGCGGACUUGAAGCGUAGAGAGGAGGAAUUUGAGGUCGGUGACAAAGUAUUGUUAAAGGUGUCACCAAUGAAAGGUGUAAUGAGAUUUGGAAAGAAAGAAAAGCUUAGCCCAAAGUACAUUGGUCCACAUGAGAUAUUGCAAAGGAUAGGCAAAGUGGCUUAUAGAUUGGCCUUACCUAUGGAACUAAGUAAAGUGCAUGAUGUAUUUCAUGUAUCUCAGUUAAGAAGGUAUAUCCCUGAUAAGUCACAUGUGCUACAACCCGAAACUAUUGAGUUAGAUCAAAGCUUAACUUAUGAGGAAAGACCUGUCAAGAUCCUUGACAGUAAAGUGCGUAGUACACGCAAUAAGGAAGUUAAGAUUGUCAAAGUGCUAUGGUCUAACCAAGAGUAUGAGGAAGCAACUUGGGAAGCCGAGGAUGAGAUGAAGAAGAAAUAUCCUGAGUUGUUUAAGGUAUGUUAUUUUGAGUAA